Melopsittacus undulatus (budgerigar) is the source of this 3630-nucleotide messenger RNA. RefSeq names its product osteoclastogenesis associated transmembrane protein 1 (gene OSTM1). Lineage: Eukaryota; Metazoa; Chordata; Aves; Psittaciformes; Psittaculidae. Gene Ontology annotation, cellular component: cytosol. The record is from RefSeq and is a predicted model, not a curated record. Bases 8 to 937 code for a protein of 309 amino acids. The transcript has 6 exons.
GGCCGCUAUGGCGCCGCUGCGCUGGCUGGUGCUGCUGCCCGCCCUGGCGCUCGCCCUCGGCCCCGCUGCCGCCGAGGGGUCGCGCCGGCUCCCGGCGCUGGAGGCGCUGGGCGAGGCGGAGGAGCUGGCGGAGGAGCUGUGGGGCGCGGGGCUGCCCGGAGACCUGCCCGAGCUGGAGCCCGAGUGCCGCCAGCUCCUCGCCGACUUCGCGGAGGGCAGCGCGGCUCUGACGGGCUGCCUGGGCCGCAACGCCCGCCCGGUGCGGCUGUGCCAGGCCUGCCACCGCCACUACCGGCAGCUCCUCGUACAGUACGGCAACAUCGCCCGUGCCGUUGGGAAUUCUUCUGAGAGCCACAAUUGUGCCAAAAGCAUCUUGACCUCAGACAGGCUGCAAAUAAUUGUGACCCUUUCUGACUUCUUCAAUGAAACCUGGGAGGCAGCCAACUGUGCAAAUUGUUUAAAGAACAACAGUGAGGGAUUAUCAAAUUCUACUGUAGAAUUCCUGGAUUUAUUCAAUAAAUCUCUGACAUGUUUUGAACAUAACCUUCAGGGACAAACCAUCCACCUGUCACCAAAUAACUACACAGAAGUAUGUAAAAACUGCAAUGAGACCUACAAGAUGUUGAAUGACCUGUAUAACAACUUGCAAAAGAUGAACAGGCAAGGUGGUGAGUCUGGACACUCCGCACACUUGUGUAUCGAUGUGGAAGAUGCAAUGAAUAUCACUCGGAAGCUUUGGAGUAGGACUUUCAACUGUUCUGUUCCCUGCAGUGAUACAGUCCCAGUGAUUGCAGUUUCAUCCUUUAUUCUCUUUCUACCUAUUGUUUUUUAUCUUAGUAGCUUCCUUCACUCAAAGCAGAAGAAGCGGAUACUCAUUUUGCCCAAGCGCAUCCAGUCAAAUGCCAGUCUUGUGAAUAUCCAAGAAAAAUACAGCUGAGCUGCAAAACAAAACCUGAGAACUGCUGCUGGUAUACAGUGGGUACAAUUGUGUUGGAAUGAGGCCGGCACAAAAGAGGAGUUAAUUAUGGUUUAGUGUAAUGAUACAGAGCAACACAAGUUAAACAAAAUGCUGUCUGACUUCUAAGCGAGCAUAUUAACAAACAUGACAAGGCAGGGCUGUGUGACACUGUAUGGACUCUGGUUUUGAAAAAUCUGUGGAUUUUUUCCUUUCAGUCUCGAGUUGAAGCUGGUGUUUUUCUGUUUCUAGGCUUUUGUACUGCUCAUCAAUAGAAUAGCUACACUUCUCUUGCAUAGUCUUUUUUCAUAUUUAUCUUAUUUGCUUCCCAGAAACCUAAGAUUCAGGACCUUUUUGAGGUGAUUUUUUGUAGACAGACAACACUUGAAAUAAUAUUUGAUGUGUCCAUUUGAAACAUUAGGUUUAAUUCUCCGUAAUACUCUUGGCAGUCUUGGGAUGGACAGGAAACCUUUAAAAACAUUCCCAUCUUUCCUGUACUGCUCUCAAGUCAUGCUGCUGGUAUUAGUUAAAAAAAGGCAAAAAGGCAUGAAAUACGCAGAGAAAGUGAUAAGAUAGAAUGUCCAAAACCAGCAACAAAAGCAACAGAACUGCCAGUGCUAGACUAGAAUAGUAAUCAUCAAUGACUACAGUAUUUGGUUAUCUCUGAAACAGACGGCAUAUUUAGUCAUUUGCACACUUCAAUCACUAAAAUCAUUGCUUUUCAUGUUAUGUUUUCAGAGGCCUAUUUUAGAUGUCUCUUUGGGUAACCAAAAGCUUCACUCCUUGUCUGUUUGUGUCAUUUCCUUUCCUUUUUAAUUAUAAAGAGAUUUUUUUGGUUUGUUUCUUUUGUUUAUGUAGAGAAGUAAGGUAAAGUCAAGUCACUGGAGAUGCUGAAUUUCUUGGUCUAGAGCUUGCUAUGGCUUAAUACUGAGGUGUGUUUACAGGAGCUUUGUAGGGGGAAAAGCUUCUUUACCUGGGGAAAAGGUUCCUUUUCUAGAUAAAUAUGUAUUAAAUGGUAAUGAACCAGGGGGUUCUCUAACUUAAAAACUGUCCUGAAGGACAAUGAAGGUACUGUGUUGGGAAUUGAAUUUUCCAGGAAUAGUUCUUACAAGAAAACAAGGCCUGUGAAAUAGAUGAAUGUAAACAAAUUCAAGCUUGCAGGAUUCCAAAGCUGAUGGAGGAAUGGGCAAUAAGCACUGGGUAGUGCUGCUGACAGGUUGUGGGUGCAGCAGUAUCAAUGGUUCAGGCUGGUUAUUAUAGCACUGAUUUGGGAGAGUGGCAGGCUUGAAAUGAUUUAUAGCUGUAGUUGAGGUUAAUGAAUGCCAGAGUCUUUGCUGCCUUUUUAAAAUGGUUCUCUAAACUUGAGAUAAAAAUUAAUGGCUAUUACAGCCAAAAGAUUAGAUUUCUCUUGGAAUCUGCGUGUCUGAUAUCUGUCAAAACCACUAUGGAAUGGUCUUACGUAUUUGACUUGCUUUGGAGCCUACAAUAUUAAAUUUUAUCUUUGCACUAAGGCUCAAAUAAAUGUGUAACAGUGUAACAAAACACUCCUAAAGCUCUUCAAAUCAGUGGUUUUCUUGUCCUUAUUUUUUGUGUUUUUACAGAGUUAGGACAUACUGACAGCUCUUAAGUCAAGUUGACAGUAUGUUUAAUAUUGAGAAAAAAAUACUGUGUUCGUGCUUGGUCCCACCCACGAUUGCCUUUUUGUGUUUUAUCAGUCAGAAGUGUUUAUCUCCCUCUGUUGAACAUGUGAAUUACUAGGUCAGCAGUCAGUUUGUUCUAGGCAGUUUACAACAAUAACACAAAACUGUGUUUCUUGUGGUUAUUAUGUAAAGUUACCUUCUUGCAGCUGGGAGAGGCACGCUGCCUUUGGAAAAAAAGGUUUAUUUUUUAUAUCUAUUAUUCUUAAACUUCAACUUUCUGGGACUUAUUCAGCUGCCUGCUUUAAUAGCAUUACAUUGAUUUGGGACAUCAUAUGAUUGAGAACUGGUCAAAGGAAUCUUUCAUUCGUGCACUUAAAGCCAGUUUGUAUGUGCAGCAUUUCAGAAUGACUGCUUUUAUACUGUAAGCAGUGGCUUUUUGAGCACAUUCAUGUUAAGUAGGUCUGAAAGUCAUUACUUUUGGAUAUGGUGGUUAAGCACUUUAAAAAAAAAAAGAAAAGAAAAAAUUAAAAAAGUCAGCUUUUCUUGCUGGCUGCAGAGCUGAACGGAAAUACUUGUGUGGCUUUGGUUGGUCUUUAUUUUAAAGCAACAGUAAAGUUUACACUUGGGAUUUUUAAUAUUACGUCUACUAUCUUCUCUUUUCUUUGGGUUUUUUUUUUCUUCAAACUUUUGUACUACUGGCUUUCUUUACACAGUGUUAUAUUAGUAGGAUAUUUCAUAAAUAAAUUGCUUGAAUUCUCUUUGUACACUCUUUCCUAAAGAAAUGUGGAAGAACACAGACUGUGUUGAAGGAGAGUUAGAGUUCUUUUUGCUGCUAGUCUUUCAUCUUGGUUUAUUUUUUGCCUUUUUGGUAUUAUAUGUACUAAAUAGGAUGGACUUUGAGAUCCUGGUUUGUAUCUUUUUGUGCAAAUAAAGAUUUCUUACUGUGGGGUAGCACUUUGAUUCAUAUUUAUACUUACUAGGAAUCCUCUAAACAUGGAAAGUCAGCUCUAAUAAAGAUUGUCAAUAAACUAUGAA